GUAAAACAUUUUUUCAACACUUGUAUAAACCAUGAAUUUCACCCCACUAAUUUCAGUUUUACGCUUCCUCUUAAACCUCUUUCUUUCUCCAUACCUCUAAAAAUAUGGCAUCUCAAUCUCAGCUCAGUUGGUCCUCAAAAGUUGUUUCUUCUAUGACAUUCAAUAUCAGUGAAAGUGAACAAACAAUUCCUGUAAAAGAAGCUAUCACUGAAAAGGAAAUGGCAGUUACAGAAGACAUAGCAACUAAAACUCCAUUUAGAAGCAUGAGUGCAGCAGAAGUGAGUCAAGAUGAGUUAAACAGCAAGGAGAAUGUAGACGAGAGCGUUGUAGCUGUAGAACCAGAAGAUCUGGUGAAUGAGAAUAAAAGUGAACAGGAAGAAGACAACAAAAAAGAGGGAUUGCUGGAGGAAGAUACAGAGAAACCAGAUGCACCUCAAGGAAGACAAGAGGAAGAUAUGAUGCAGGCUGAACAUGCACAGGAAGAACUGAAGACUAAUAGAGAUGAAGAAGAGAUGACAGAUAAGCCUCUUGAAGAAGAUCGCCUGGAAAAUGAAAAGACAACUGCAGAAGAAAGUAGGACAGAGACAGAAAUGUCAAAAGAACCUCUGGAGGAUGACCAACAAGACCGAGAUAAGGAGCAAGAACCUGAAGAACAUCAUAUUGAGUCUCUGAAAUCUGAAGGUGAUCCUAUCCAAAAUUUGAAAACAUCUGCAGGGUCUAAAGAGCUUGAAGAAGAAGAAAUGGCAGUCAGCACAGUUGAUGCCAAAGUGGUGCCUGAAGAACCAACAAUGGGGAAGACCAUGUCUUUCAUCUCUGAGAAAGACAUGGACCCUGUUUUAAAUGAGAAAGUAAAAUGUUUCCCCACAAAAGAGCUAAAAACAGGUGACAUUCUUGGACCUGUAGAAUCAGAGGUCACCGCCUUUCCUGACAAAGAACAGACAACGAAAAAAGUGAAAUCUCGAAAGGUACUUAUCGUAUAGGAGCUCUGACUGAAGCGCUAGCACAAAGCUUCCAGUUCUCCACCCUAUAGCGUCGUUGGCUUUGAGCUUUGCCUUUCCAGACCCAGAGUGUCUGUUCUUGUCCCAUAGCAAUGGUGUCUUUGUGUUGCAUCCUCUCCAUCCUGUAUCUAAAAUGUUUUCAUUGUCUGGAUGUUAUAAAGGUUGCAUGUUUUCUACAGUAUCAACAUCUCUUUGUUG
Molecule: messenger RNA, 1196 nt
Organism: Puntigrus tetrazona (Sumatra barb)
Lineage: Eukaryota; Metazoa; Chordata; Actinopteri; Cypriniformes; Cyprinidae
Product: nestin-like
Exons: 1
Coding region: 105-980 (291 amino acids)
Source: RefSeq, a predicted model, not a curated record